AUUUCACAAGUGACUUCGACCCGCAAACUGUGGCUUUAUGGGAGCUUUACGGUCGUCUGUGGAUGAGCCCACAUUUCAAGGUCCUUGGCAGCGCUGAGAAAACACUUGGAGAAUUGUUUGGAGAGACUAGUACGAGUGCGUGCUGUAUUUCUUUUUUUAUUCUAACAAAUGCUGAUUUUUCUGCAGGCGCUAAUAUACAUCUAUACAACGGAUCUUCUGAGGUCGCAGUCCUCAAAGUAUCUUGCAAGUUGGGCGGUGCCAAGGAUGUCAUGACCGAUGUCGUCCCGAACAUCGAGAAACCCUCAGAAGGCUCCAAGCUUCUGGAUAGCAACGACACUCUGGACACGGUGCUCAAUGCCGUGAAGCAGAUGAUUGAUGUUCUCGCGGACGUAGGCAAUAUUUUACAAGCUAAUUCAUAUUGCUUAACAAGCCUCCUCCCAAGGUGCACCCCGCGGCUACCAUCGCUUGGGGAUUUCUGUCUAUCGGAUUCAAAGUGGGUUGUGGACGGUGUUCCCAGUGCAUGGAUAUCUUCACAUCAUAGAUACAGGUCUUAAAGAAGCAGCACGACACGAAUCAAGCUAUACGUGAUCUUUACACAGACAUGAUAUCAGCAUAUGAAGUGUUCAGCAAGGAUGAUAUCUUAGAGCAGCGAGAUCGGUUACGGGGAACAUAUAGUUCCUUGUUCAAGCAGACCAUUGAGUGCGCCAUUUUCAUUGAAGGCUAUACAAAAGAGAGCGGGAUAAAGCAUC
Desarmillaria tabescens is the source of this 749-nucleotide messenger RNA. RefSeq lists its product as uncharacterized. NCBI's taxonomy places the organism in Eukaryota, Fungi, Basidiomycota, Agaricomycetes, Agaricales, Physalacriaceae. The record is from RefSeq and is a predicted model, not a curated record. Bases 63 to 554 code for a protein of 163 amino acids. The transcript is spliced from 2 exons.